UCUCCCGGCGUGCCCAGCAGUGAUGGCCUUAGUGUGCCGGCUGCACUGGUUGCAGGCGACGAUGCGGCAGGCAGGGAGUAUGGUGGCCCGACUGGGCUCGCGCCUGUGGGCGCCCUGCUCUGUUCUGGGUCGGCCAUUCAGCUGUGCACAGGACUCACUCUGCAGGACGCCACUCUAUGACUUCCACCUGGACCACAGAGGGAAGAUGGUGGCGUUCGCUGGCUGGAGCCUGCCUGUGCAGUACCGGGACAGUCACACUGAAUCGCACCUGUAUACACGUCGGCACUGCUCACUCUUUGAUGUGUCCCACAUGCUGCAGACCAACAUAUUUGGUAGUGACCGGGUGAAGCUGAUGGAGAGUCUAGUGGUUGGAGACAUUGCAGAGCUGAAGUCAAACCAGGGGACACUGUCAUUGUUCACCAAUGAGGCUGGAGGUAUCCUAGAUGACUUGAUUGUGACCAACACCUCUGAGGGGCACCUGUACGUGGUAUCCAAUGCUGGCUGCCGGGACAAGGACUUGGCCCUCAUGCAGGACAAAGUCAGGGAGCUUCAGAGCAUGGGCAGUGAUGUGGGCCUGGAGAUAGUGGAUAAUGCCCUGCUGGCCCUGCAAGGCCCCACCGCAUCCCAGGUGCUGCAGGCCGGUGUGGCAGAUGACCUGAGGAAGCUGCCCUUCAUGACCAGUGCUGUGAUGGAGGUGUUUGGUGUGUCUGGCUGCCGUGUGACCCGCUGUGGCUAUACAGGGGAGGAUGGUAUGGAGAUCUCGGUGCCAGCAGUGGAAGCAGUCCGCCUGGCAACAGCUCUGCUGGAAAAUCCAGAGGUGAAGCUGGCAGGGCUGGCGGCCCGGGACAGCCUGCGCCUGGAGGCAGGCCUCUGCCUCUAUGGGACUGACAUUGACGAACACACUACACCUGUGGAGGGCAGCCUGAGUUGGACAUUGGGGAAGCGCCGCCGAGCUGCCAUGGACUUCCCUGGAGCCACUGUCAUUGUUCCUCAGCUGAAGGGCAGGGUACAGCGGAGACGUGUGGGGUUGAUCUGUGAGGGAGCCCCAGUGCGGGCACACAGCCCCAUACUGAGCACGGAGGGUACUGUGAUCGGUACUGUGACCAGUGGCUGCCCCUCUCCUUCUCUGAAGAAGAACGUGGCAAUGGGUUAUGUGCCCUGUGAAUAUAGUAAGCCAGGGACCCUGCUGCUGGUAGAGGUGCGGCGGAAGCAGCAGGCAGCUGUGGUCACCAAGAUGCCCUUCGUGCCCACAAACUACUACACUGUCAAGUGAGGAUAGCUUAGGGCAGGGCCCAGCCCUCAGGAGCCUUGCCCUGGAGGGCAUGCUACAAGUAGCUAGUCAGGAAGCUGAGGUGGAACACACUAGGGGCUGGCUCUGGUUGUCUGGUUGGGGGAGUGGGGCACACCACCUAUCCUCUUCCUUCCCCCAUGUCACUCCAACUUCAGGAUCCUGUUUCUGAGCCACAGACCAGCUUACACAAUAUCCUGGCUCAGCCCAUGUUCCCAAUGACCUCAUUCUUGCCUGCUGGAGGGCUGUGAGAAUCUGGUGUCUCUCCUUUCCACUCUGCCAGGUUCUGGCUGUGAAGCAAAGGCUUACCUUUGUGGGGAGGCUAAGUCUGCCUAACCUACCUCGCAAUACUGUUUCUCACACUGAAAAGGCCUACUACUUUAGGCAGUGUGGGUUCGGGCCAUUUCCUCCAGUUUGCUUUCUACAAAUGGAAACUGCUGCCUCUCCCUUGGCAGGAAUGACUCAUGACUCAUAGAGGAUUGGCCCAGUAGGGCUGCUGUGCCUGUGUAUAAACUUGGGGAAGGCUGAGGGGGCAUGGACUCACUCUUCCACAUUCCUGAGCUGGCUCAGCCUGCUGCCCGGUAGGAAACCAGGCCAGGCUCGGCUCACCGGUUGUCUUGAGCCCCAGGGCUGCUGUAAGGCCAGGCCAGGUCUCCCAGGCCUGCCUUAUCCUGAGCUGAUCUUCACCCCUGGGGCCCCUUACUGGAUGCCACCGACUCCUGAAAAAAUUAAAUGAGCUUCCUUCUUCCCUU
Molecule: messenger RNA, 2040 nt
Organism: Choloepus didactylus (southern two-toed sloth)
Lineage: Eukaryota; Metazoa; Chordata; Mammalia; Pilosa; Megalonychidae
Gene: AMT
Product: aminomethyltransferase
Exons: 9
Coding region: 23-1273 (416 amino acids)
Biological process (GO): glycine catabolic process
Cellular component (GO): mitochondrion
Molecular function (GO): aminomethyltransferase activity; protein binding
Source: RefSeq, a predicted model, not a curated record